Purpureocillium lilacinum is the source of this 1446-nucleotide messenger RNA. RefSeq lists its product as uncharacterized. Lineage: Eukaryota; Fungi; Ascomycota; Sordariomycetes; Hypocreales; Ophiocordycipitaceae. The record is from RefSeq and is a predicted model, not a curated record.
AUGAAUGACUCGGCCGGCGCUGCUUUUAAAGUCCCCUUGACAUGGUUCUCGGCUCUCCUCUCGUGCGCACCUAUUCUCUCUCGCCUCAGGACAGGCUCCGCCGUUGAUAUUGAGGACCGUCGAAUGGCCCGGACCGCCGUCGUACAGAGUCCGCCGUCCUACCAGCCUCGUCCCGUGGCAGCUCCGCAAGCGGAUCUCUCUCGGACGGCUUUCAAAGACGACAUGCCGAGGAAGAGCGCUGGUUCGCGAGGCACAAGCUUCUCCGCGAGAAGGGCCUUCUGGUCAGACGCGGCAUCGCGCCGGCCGCAGAUAUCCGCGCCGUACGAGUUUCGCCACCUGCACUCGGGGUCCUACCAUACCUCACGCGAGAACUCGUCGGACCUUCCACGGCAAGACGGUCAUCCCCAGCGCAGAGGCUCGUUCCGGCCCCUGGAGCUCAGCAUCUACAUGUCAGACGGCCGCACGUCGCCGAUUUUGCCACACUUCGACGUGCCGCGGGUCAUGACUCCGCCCCCGCCAGCUUACUUCGCCAGCCGGACUGAGGAAGAUCACGCGCUGAUGCGCCAGCGGAGCUACACGUCCAUGUCGUUCCAUGUCCCGCGUCGGCAUGCCGUCGACAGCUCUCCGUCCACCACCCUGGACGAAGCGCCACCGCGCAUCCCGCCAAAGUCGAGGAACCGCAUGCGGGCCUACACGGCGACGGACGUAGAUGCCAUCAAGGAGCGCGUCGCCAGCGCCAUGAUUGAAGUGGAGCGGCUGCAAAAGCAGAUCGACGACGUGAUUGAGCGUCAAAGUAUCUACACCAACAGCCGGCCGUCAACGCCGCAUUCGAUUGCACGGACAAUGCCAGAAUUAGAGCCAAUGCCCUCGAUCCCCGCUCUCCCACCUGCUGCGCCGUCGUUUGCGCAGCGCCUUAACUCUGAGCUUGAGCGCCCGCAGACGGCACCCACCAAGGCGGAGCCAUGCGUGGCCAACCGGACCGACAGUCGGGCGACGGCGUCAGGAGGGGCAGUCACUCCAGUGUCCCCGCGCCGAGACACGCGGCCACUGCCGCCGCCAUUGCCGCUGGUGCUUCGGCCACCGCUUCGCAAGAAGAAGUCUUUCUCGCGCGUGUCGUCAUGGCUCUUCCCGGGCUCGGAGACGGGCAAGGACGCCAGCCACGACUCGGUCACGAACAUCCCCAAGCCGAUCAAGGGCCGCCAAGGAUUCUACCAGUGCGUCGCUGCGGCAGGACUGCAGGGACGACGGAGCUACGACUCGCUUGACUCCUUGUCGACGUGGGAUUCGGAAGAGGAAAAACAGACUGCACCGACAACGUGGUCGCCCGGCAGCACACCUAUUGCGAAGCAAGACGAGCCACUGCCGCAGCCGCCCUUGGAGAGGUCGGCUACGUUUGGAAAGAUUGACCAGCCUCGGGUUAGGACGAGUGUUGGCGUCGCGAUGUAA